Molecule: messenger RNA, 2315 nt
Organism: Magallana angulata
Lineage: Eukaryota; Metazoa; Mollusca; Bivalvia; Ostreida; Ostreidae
Exons: 11
Coding region: 7-1701 (564 amino acids)
Source: RefSeq, a predicted model, not a curated record
UUCAAUAUGACAGAGGUAAACUGCGAUCUGAUUUCACUAGCACAGAAAAUCAACUCAUGUUUGAGUUUAAAACAUUUUAAUCCGUUGUGUUUUACAACAAACAGUCUGCUUGUCAUGAAGGAAAUUAAUGAAAUAAUUUCCAGAGUGAAGGAGCCCGAUAAAUUACUGAUGGAGAUUCCCAAUGUGUUUACAUUGUGUGACGCUUUGGUUGAGAAUCCCAGUUGUUGUGACCAAUCCAGGGAGUCAAUGUCGUCUGUUCUAUCCAAGUUUUUGUUUCGAUGUUUGAAAUCUUUUGAUAAAACCAACAAGGAACACAAAGAAAAACACGAAUGGGCCAUGAAAGAUAUCAGGAAAUUGCUGUUACCUCUAAACGUUUAUACUAUUAGUCAGAUUGGAGUCAAUAGGAUAACAGUGGAGCGGAUCCAUUUGGAACAGAUAUCAAGAAUAGUUUGUCAAAAAACCAAAGAGCUGAGUGAAAGAAACAUCCCAGAAAGAGAGAGUGAACUGGAGCGGUGUGAAGAUAUUGUACAGAAUUUGAUAGAUUUGUGUGAUCUGUCAGAAAUACGAGCAUGGGAAUCAACGAUAAAGUCAAUAGGGGAAUUCCCGACAGAACUCCGGUUACGCCUCUGUUCACGUAUCUCCGAGAAAUUGACAAGGUGUUCCAAGGAGACAGAGGAAGAAUUGUCCUUUACUAUCACAGAAUGGAUGUACUUGGUGUGCAGACCGCUCGUGGAGAGAGAUUUAUUACAGCUAGUCAGCGACUGUAGCCAUCUUGUUUUGCCCUCAUCAUUCCUGAACAAAUUACAAAACUCAAAUUUGGUACGAGUUUGCUGUAGAAACACAACCUUAUUGCAUGUGUGUACAGAAAUGCUGAACAGUCUACUGUUGAGAGCAUGGAGCAGUGGAGUUCUAAAACUUUUCGUCAACUCUUUCUGUAAAUGUACACAAAGAAAGGAAAACAAUACUAGUAUAUUGGAGCAGGGUUUGGCAAUUCCCACAAACCUGUAUGGUGAAUCUGUACACCCACUGUUGAAGCAUCUGCAAGGAUUCUUGAUUGCAAGGGAAGAGACGAUGAAAGCGGUGCACGUCAAGGCAAUUUCCCUCGAGCUUCAGAAACUUGAGGAAAAUGGAACUGCCAUUCAGAAAGAGAGAAUGUGUCUAUUGCUGGUCCACCACCUGGACGUGUGCAGUAGAGUCAUCAAGUUCUGUCUGACGUGUGAUAAAGCGCUGAUAACUGACUGUAUAGAAAUAAUAUCAGUGUACUCGAGCUUAGAAGAGGCAAAGCAAAACCAUGUAAAGACAGCAUUUCCAAAAGUGAUAGAAUGUCUGCGUGGUUUAUUGCAUAAAGUAUCUUUAGGGAUCAUGGACAUAAGAUGUGCUGUGAUGGACGCAUCAGAUGUGAUCCACGGGGCUUUGCUAGGACAGCUUCUUAUUAUAUUCAUGUUAAAGGCUGAACAAGGAUUGAGACAUGCACUGGACAUAUUACAAAUGGCAGUUGGAAGCAACCUGGCUCAACAUCAGUUGAAAGCAUUGUUAACAGUCCAUGACAGUUUGAACAUACAGAUUGAUAGAUGGUCUGCAAGCAAACAAAACCAAUACCGAAUCCUACUGAACAGUUUGAGUCGUGGCAAUGAAACAACUGAACUACGUAGCAAUGAACUGAGCGCUGCAGUUAAUUACAUUGUUGAAAAGAUGUCAUAAUAAAGUCUAUAGAGAAUCCGGAACUGAUAGUACGUGGAGCAUUUUCUCUUUUUAAAAAAAUUGACAAUACAGAGUCAACACAAACAGUAUACAUAUAAAUAAAACAUAACACACCUCUUAUCAGCCUGUAAUGUAUAUUAUGUGUUUGAUCAAUAAUUAAGUAUCAGUCUUCAUAAACUAGUAGUUUCAAUAAUAAUGCAGCAUAUGAAAUGAUCAAAGAGAAAAAUACAUAGGUAAUCACAGAUUACACGGUACAAAGCUUGCCGAGCUUCAACCUGCUCAAAAACCUUAACCUCCCCUAGCAUCUAAAAUUCAGGAUUCAGAUUCAGCAUCCAAGUCUUUCAAGUCCUUAAGUAGGUCCAGAUGCAUCAUCCAUGCAAGUUCGGUGAAGAUAGGACAAGUAAUAACUUAGAUACUGGACCUGCAACAAAAACUUUAACCAGGUCCCGACGCUGGGGGUAUAGCAUUAGCCCCCCCCCCCUGACUUCGUCUCAUCGAGCUAAAAAGCCAUCUACUGCUUAUGUAUAUACUGUUGUGAAGGCCAAAAAGCCCAAAAUAUUCCAAGUUUGCUGGAUUGGACUAAGUAUAUCAUACACAUAUGUUAUGGUAAUAAU